CAUAUCCAUCCAAUAAAAAUGGGUUGCUUUGGAUUUUUGAAAGCCAUGAUGUUUCUCUUCAAUGGUAUCAUCUUUCUGGCAGGAGCAGUUAUUCUAGGUGUGGGGAUCUGGGUGAAGGUGGACAGUGGGUCUGUCCUGAAUUUUCUGCAGAAUAUACAAGGAGCCCCAGGUGAGCUGGGGCAGGUGUUGAACGUGGGAUACCUCCUCAUCGCUGUGGGCGCUGUGCUGCUCAUCCUGGGCUUCCUGGGCUGCUGUGGAGCGAUCCGAGAGAGCAGGUGUAUGCUGCUGCUGUUCUUCAUCAUUAUUCUGAUUGUGUUCAUUGUUGAAGUGGCUGGAGCGAUUGUGUUACUGGUCUUUAAGCCUCUGGCUGAAAACCUGAUUAAACAGGUGGGAGGCGAAGUUGUGAAAAGCAUCAGAAACGAUUAUGGGAAAAAUUCGGACGUCACUGGACUAUGGAACUCGACCAUGACCACGCUGAAGUGCUGUGGAUUCAACAACUAUACGGAUUUCACAAAUUCUUACUUUGUGAACGACACCAAGAGUUACCCAUUUCAGUGCUGUAAUAGAGUUCCAUGCACUGAGAUGACAGCUUUUAAUUCGACUAUACCAGGUUGUUUCCCGGCAUUGAAGAAGCUGGUAGACGAUAAUGCAGUUAUCAUCAUAGCUGUAGCAUUAGGCAUCGCUGCUCUAGAGCUUGCGGCGAUGAUUGUCUCCAUGAUCCUGUAUUGUAAAAUAGGAUCAAAACAGGAAUAAUGCCUCACCUUUAGCUUGAAUAUCUCUCUGAUGACUCCUCUGGUUUACUGAGGAUGAGGUGGAUCAUCUGUCUUAAUAUCACAGUUACUUUUUCAACCAUUUAGAAUUUAAUCAAACAGUAUGACAUUACAAGUCUCUCUGAGUCAGAGCGUCCACAAAAAAAUAAAUAAAUUCAGACCGUUAAGCCUAAACUUUGACUGCAAACAUGCAUUUUGAAAGAUCUCUUUUUUUUUUUUUACUGUAGUUAUGUUAAAAUUAGCUGUUUUAACUGUUUUAAUACUUAAUGUAUCUGUGAGACUGAUUAAAAAUUUUUGUUUACUUUUUAAUUUUUUUACAUUUUGCCUAUGCAAGAUGUUUUCUUAUUUAAAAACGAAACACUUUGUUUAAUUGCAUAACACCCAAGGCAUUAUUUUGUAAUUCUGAACACACUGAGGGAUUUUCCUACUGACAUUAUAUGUGCAAUGACAAAAAAAGGCCAAAUGUUUUCUAACAAAUGUUGUUUGAUUGUAAUUUAUUGUAAACUUUUUACAAAC
This is a messenger RNA of Sinocyclocheilus rhinocerous, 1286 nucleotides long. It is a transcript of the gene tspan34b, whose product is annotated as tetraspanin 34b. The record is from RefSeq and is a predicted model, not a curated record. NCBI's taxonomy places the organism in Eukaryota, Metazoa, Chordata, Actinopteri, Cypriniformes, Cyprinidae. Gene Ontology annotation, cellular component: plasma membrane. The coding region runs from base 19 to 753 and encodes 244 amino acids. The transcript has 7 exons.